Diplodia corticola is the source of this 945-nucleotide messenger RNA. Its product is annotated as membrane-associated eicosanoid glutathione metabolism protein. The transcript is spliced from 2 exons. NCBI's taxonomy places the organism in Eukaryota, Fungi, Ascomycota, Dothideomycetes, Botryosphaeriales, Botryosphaeriaceae. Bases 1 to 945 code for a protein of 314 amino acids. The record is from RefSeq and is a predicted model, not a curated record.
AUGUCUAACGCGCCGACUCUGAUCAACCUGCCGCCUCCUCCGUCUGAUCCGGUCACGCCCUCAGAUGUCCCUGGCACCCCCAACUCGGCGACGACGUCCAUGUCGGAGCUGAGCACCGUUGCCAUCAAGGACGGCCACCGUGGCCACCUGCCGCACCACCACGCGCAGCAGAACCCGAUGGACGCCGAGCGUGCCGACCGCAUAUCGCGCCUCGCGGGCCUGGAGCGCGUCACGGCGGGCGGGGGCCGCUCGUCGUCGAGCCUCAACCCGUCGUCGGCGGCGGCGUACGGGCACCACGCGACGGGCAGCAGCGGGAGCAUCCCGCCCAUGACGCAGGGCUACUUCGACGCCAACAACCAGCCGCAGAUACUGCGCGAGCGCAGCACCGUCGGCUCCGCGUCGGCGACGGGCUCCGUGGGCGGCCGCACCACGACGUGGGCGUCGGGCAGCGACGUGACGGGCUACGACCCCAGCCUGGCGGACCGCAUGAGCGAGGACCAGGAGAUGGAGACGGCCAGCAGCGUCGGCGGCAACGACGGCUUCAGCGACGUCGAGGGCGCCAGCAGCCUCGUCGGCUUUGGCGAGGGCGCGCGCACCCCCGCCCGCGCCGGCGGCAGCGUCGGCAGCCCCAUCGUCGGCAAGGCCACGACCCCGACCUCGGCCGUUCCCGGAUACAUGCGCGGCGACGCGCCCCCCAGCCCCAUGACGGGCGUGAGCAGCAGCGCUGUGGGUGGCGGCGGCGGCGGCGGCGGCAGUGGCGCGAGCACGCCCAGCACCGAGGCGCAGGUCCGCGACGCGCAGCGCAUCGAUGGCAUCACGUAUGACGCCGGCGUCACCGACACCACCGCGCGCACCCCGCCCGAGGUCGCCAGCCAGCAGCAGGGCGCCGCGAACGCCGCGCAGUGGAUCAACAGGCAGGCGGAGCACGAGCAGGGAAGGCAGUAA